AUGUCUUCGGAUUUGCAAGACAUUGUCCUCCGUGUUGUGGAGAAUUUAAGCAACAUACAACCGGCAAACUCAGCUGCAACGUCUAGCGGCGAAGGAUGCCAAAACUUUACCAACGCGACCGAAGAGCAGGAAUUGAACCGGUGCUUUCAAGUACCUCGCCUGCCAGCACCAAAUUCAUCAGUUCUGCAGCAAUCUUCUGGUCGUGACUUAGCUGCUGGAUUCUCAAGCAGACAAUACUAUAGUUCGGCCAGACAGCUGAGAAUGCGCAGGCAAGUUCCAAGAUCUUCUUCCGGGCGCUUUCAACCUUAUGUUAGAAAUUCUUCGCGUGGGGGCAAUCGCGACGUUGUCGAACUGCCAUCUUACUUCAAGGAUGUUUGUGUUCUUCCCAGCCCUUCUUGGGAAAGAGUACCUCGUGGAAAAAUGAAGGCGUUCUGUAUCAACAAAACGUGUAUGUUGAUGCAUGGGAAGUGA
Messenger RNA from Porites evermanni, 471 nucleotides. The record is from the annotation of a GenBank genome assembly. Lineage: Eukaryota; Metazoa; Cnidaria; Anthozoa; Scleractinia; Poritidae.